This is a messenger RNA of Pseudophryne corroboree (corroboree frog), 13859 nucleotides long. RefSeq names its product zinc finger protein 268-like. The record is from RefSeq and is a predicted model, not a curated record. Gene Ontology annotation, biological process: regulation of transcription by RNA polymerase II. The transcript is spliced from 6 exons. Gene Ontology annotation, molecular function: DNA-binding transcription factor activity, RNA polymerase II-specific; RNA polymerase II cis-regulatory region sequence-specific DNA binding. Gene Ontology annotation, cellular component: nucleus. The coding region runs from base 128 to 4264 and encodes 1378 amino acids. NCBI's taxonomy places the organism in Eukaryota, Metazoa, Chordata, Amphibia, Anura, Myobatrachidae.
UUCCACAUACAGGAAGAGAGUUUUUUUCUUUCGCUGCAACUUCCGGGUUUCCCUCGAGCGGGAGUCAGUCGUCCGGCAACAGGAGUCGGAGUAUAUAGAGGAACACAGGGGUCUGUACAAGGAAGUGAUGAUGGAGAAUCACCAGCCCCUCACAUCACUGGGUAAGAGGAGACUGUCAUGUAUUGUACAGAGGAGAGCAGAUGGACCCAGUAACAGAGAUACCCCAGAGAGAUGUCCCUGUCCUCUGUAUUCCCAGGAGUGUACAGAGGAGAAUCACAGGAUCCCACAGGAGCAUCAGGGUGAGCACCUUUCCGAUGUGAAGUCCAAAGAUAUAGAGGGAGAAGAAGGGACGUAUGUGACUGAUAUGAAGGCAGAAGAUACAGAGGGAGAAGAAGAGACGUAUGUGAUUGAUAUGAAGGCAGAAGGUGUAGAGGGAGAAGAAGAGACAUAUGUGACUGAUAUGAAGGCAGAAGAUAUAGAGGGAGAAGAAGAGACGUAUGUGACUGAUAUGAAGGCAGAAGAUACAGAGGGAGAAGAAGAGACGUAUGUGACUGAUAUGAAGGCAGAAGAUAUAGAGGGAGAAGAAGAGACGUAUGUGACUGAUAUGAAGGCAGAAGAUACAGAGGGAGAAGAAGAGACGUAUGUGACUGAUAUGAAGGCAGAAGAUACAGAGGGAGAAGAUGAAACAUGUGUGAUUGAUAUGAAGGCAGAAGAUGUAGAGGGAGAAAAAGAGACAUAUGUGACUGAUAUGAAGGCAGAAGAUAUAGAGGGAGAAGAAGAGACGUAUGUGACUGAUAUGAAGGCAGAAGAUACAGAGGGAGAAGAAGAGACGUAUGUGACUGAUAUGAAGGCAGAAGAUACAGAGGAAGAAGAGACGUAUGUGAGGGGAGAUCAGAAGUGUAAGGAGGAUGAAAUCCCUACAGAUAUCAGCACUGCAGAUGAAGGCACAAGCAGGAAUUCCUUGGAGGGAGAUCUCAUCUUGUCUGCAGAUAGUAAAAUAGAAGAUAACCUCACACAGGAUUCUACAGGAGACAUCCCCAUUAAUCUAAUUAUACAUCCAGUACCUCACAGUGCUGAUACUUCAUCUGAUCCCUUUAAUCGCGAUGACUGUUCAUCUAAUACCUCAGAUUUUGGUACACAUCGUGCAGCUCAUACACGUUAUAAAAUAUUUCCCUGUUCUGAGUGUGAAUCACGUCUUGUUACACAUCAGAAAAGUCACACAGGUGAGAAACCAUUUCCAUGCUCUGAGUGCGAGAAAAGUUUUACACACAAAUCAAAGCUUCUUACACAUCAGAGAAGUCACACAGGUGAGAAGCCAUUUCCAUGCUCUGGGUGUGGGAAAAGUCUUGCAGGCAAAUCACAGCUUGUUAUACAUCAGAGAAGUCACACAGGUGUGAAACCAUUUCCAUGCUCUGAGUGUGGGAAAAGUUUUGCAAGCAAAUCACAGCUUGUUAUACAUCAGAGAAGUCACACAGGUGAGAAACCAUUUCCAUGCUCUGAGUGUGGGAAAAGUUUUGCACUCAAAUCACUGCUUGUUAUACAUCAGAGACAUCACACAGGUGAGAAGCCAUUUCCAUGCUCUGAGUGUGGGAAAAGUUUUGCACUCAAAUCACGGCUUCUUACACAUCAGAGAAUUCACACUGGUGAGAAGCCAUUUCCAUGCUCUGAGUGUGGGAAAAGUUUUAAACAUAAAUCACAGCUUCUUAUACAUCCGAGAAGUCACACAGGUGAGAAACCAUUUCCAUGCUCUGAGUGUGGGAAAAGUUGUGCAGGCAAAUCACAGCUUGUUAUACAUCAGAGAAGUCACACAGGUGAGAAACCAUUUAUAUGCUCUGAGUGUGGGAAAAGUUUUCCACUCAAAUCACAGCUUGUUAUACAUCAAAAAAGUCACACAGGUCAGAAACUAUUUCCAUGCUCUGAGUGUGGGAAAAGUUUUAUACUCAAAUCACAGCUUGUUAUACAUCAAAAAAGUCACACAGGUGUGAAACCAUUUCCAUGCUCUGAGUGUGAGAGAUGUUUUCUGCGUAAAGCAGAACUUGUUAUACAUCAGAGACAUCACACAGGUGAGAAACCAUUUCCAUGCUCUGAGUGUGGGAAAAGUUUUGCAGGCAAAUCACAGCUUGUUAUACAUCAGAGAAGUCACACAGGUGAGAAACCAUUUCCAUGCUCUGAGUGUGGGAAAAGUUUUAAACACAAAUCACAGCUUGUUAUACAUCAGAGAAGUCACACAGGUGUGAAACCAUUUCCAUGCUCUGAGUGUGGGAAAAGUUUUGCAAGCAAAUCACAGCUUAUUAUACAUCAGAGAAGUCACACAGGUGAGAAACCAUUUCGAUGCUCUGAGUGUGGGAAAAGUUUUAAACACAAAUCACAGCUUGUUAUACAUCAGAGAAGUCACACAGGUGUGAAACCAUUUCCAUGCUCUGAGUGUGGGAAAAGUUUUGCAAGUAAAUCACAGCUUAUUAUACAUCAGAGAAGUCACACAGGUGAGAAACCAUUUCCAUGCUCUGAGUGUGGGAAAAGUUUUAUACACAAAUCACAGCUUCUUAUACAUCAGAGAAGUCACACAGGUGAGAAACCAUUUACAUGCUCUGAGUGUGGGAAAAGUUUUAUACACAAAUCACAGCUUGUUAUACAUCAGAGAAGUCACACAGGUGAGAACCCAUUUCCAUGCUCUGAGUGUGGGAAAAGUUGUGCAGGCAAAUCACAGCUUGUUACACAUCAGAGAAGUCACACAGGUGAGAACCCAUUUCCAUGCUCUGAGUGUGGGAAAAGUUUUCCACUCAAAUCACAGCUUGUUAUACAUCAGAGAAGUCACACAGGUGAGAAACCAUUUCCAUGCUCUGAUUGUGGGAAAAGUUUUAUACUCAAAUCACAGCUUGUUAUACAUCAGAGAAGUCACACAGGUGAGAAACCAUUUUCAUGCUCUGAGUGUGGGAAAAGUUUUGCACGCAAAUCACAGCUUGUUAUACAUCAGAGAAGUCACACAGGUGAGAAACCAUUUCCAUGCUCUGAGUGUGCGAAAAGUUUUGCACACAAAUCACAUCUUGUUAGACAUCGGAGAAGUCACGCAGGUGAGAAAGCAUUUCCAUGCUCUCAGUGUGGGAAAAGUUUUCCACUCAAAUCACAUCUUGCUAGACAUCAGAUAAGUCACACAGGUGCAAACCCAUUUCCAUGCUCUGAGUGUGAGAAAAGUUUUCCAUUCAAAUCACGGCUUGUUACACAUCUGAGAAGUCACACAGGUGAGAAACCAUUUCCUUGCUCUGAGUGUGGGAUACGUUUUCCACUCAAAUCACAGCUUGUUAUACAUCAGAGAAGUCACACAGGUGAGAAGCCAUUUCCAUGCUCUGAGUGUGAGAAAUGUUUUCUGUGUAAAGCAGAACUUGUUAGACAUCAGAGACAUCACACAGGUGAGAAACCAUUUCCUUGCUCUGAGUGUGGGAAAGGUUUUGCACACAAAUCACAGCUUCUUAUCCAUCAGAGAACUCACACAGGUGAGAAACCAUUUAUAUGCUCUGAGUGUGGGAAAAGUUUUUCACACAAAUCACAGCUUAUUACACAUCAGAGAAAUCACACAGGUGAGAAACCAUUUCCAUGCUCUGAGUGUGGGAAAACUUUUUCACUCAAAUCACAGCUUGUUAUUCACCAGAGAACUCACACAGGUGAGAAACCAUUUAUAUGCUCUGAGUGUGGGAAAUGUUUUUCACACAAAUCACAGCUUAUUACACAUCAGAGAAGUCACACAGGUGAGAAACCAUUUCCAUGCUCUGAGUGUGGGAAAACUUUUUCACUCAAAUCACAGCUUGUUAUACAUCAGAGAAGCCACACAGGUGAGAAACCAUUUAUAUGCUCUGAGUGUGGGAAAAGUUUUACACUCAAAUCACAGCUUGUUAUACAUCAGAGAAGUCACACAGGUGAGAAACCAUUUUCAUGCUCUUAUUGUGGGAAAAGUUUUAUACUCAAAUCACAGCUUGUUAUACAUCAGAGAAGUCACACAGGUGAGAAACCAUUUUCAUGCUCUGAGUGUGGGAAAAGUUUUGCACGCAAAUCACAGCUUGUUAUACAUCAGAGAAGUCACACAGGUGAGAAACCAUUUCCAUGCUCUGAGUGUGCGAAAAGUUUUGCACACAAAUCACAUCUUGUUAGACAUCGGAGAAGUCACGCAGGUGAGAAAGCAUUUCCAUGCUCUCAGUGUGGGAAAUGUUUUUCAGGCAAAUCGUAUCUAGAUAAACAUCAGAAAUCACACGGGAAUAAAGCAUUCCUAUGAUCUGAUACACAACAGUGUUGUAGCAACACUCCAGUCACACAGUGACACUUUAAGUUACUGCAGAUAAUUGGAAUGUGUGUCUUUAAUAUAAGACUGAUAAAGAUGACUCAGAUGAAACUUACAGUAUUUCUUUAUUGCAGUAGACAGGACCAGACUGCCCAUCUGUCACCUCUGGCAUAUUCCAGAAGGGCUGGUGGGCUCGUCCGGUUCCACAGACAGAUGGGAAGGCCACACGCAGCCUCUAGCUCUCUGGUUUAGCUGCCCCACUGCUCAAAGUGUGCGUCUCCAUGGAAAUGGGGGCGUGGAUUUGCUGCACAUUCUUGUGCUUCGUGUUCUUGUGCCCUCCCCCCCCCCCGUGAUGUGCACUUGCAAGUUUACAAAUGCCCAAUCCAGAUAGGAGCCCCAGUUCGUCCCUGGCAGGAGAUAUCGGCACUUCUCUCCACAUCAAUAACAGACCAUCAUGUUAUAUAGGCGUCUAUGGGCCUAAUUCAAGGUUAAUCGCAAAGGAAAAUCUUCCUCUAAUUGGAAAAUCCAUGUGCACUGCAGGUGGGUCAGAUGUAAUAUGUGCAGAGAGAGUUAGAUUUAAGUGGGUUGUUUUCAAACAGAAAUCUAAACUGCAGUGUAAAAUUAAAGCAGCCAGUAUUUCUCUAGCAUCCAUAAGGGAUAUUGGGGACACAUUAGUACGAUGGGAAUAUAUGGGGUCCAAAGGAACCAGUGCACUUUAAAUUUCUUCAACUGGGUGUGCUGGCUCCUCCCCUCUAUGCCCCUCCUACAGGCAGUUUAGAAAAAAGUGCCCUCAGGAGAGGAUGCGCACUCUGCUAUAUCCAAAGUUUUUCCUAAUUUUAUUUUAAACUUUUGUUUAUUUCGGUAUGUUUGGGCAACAGCAUACCUGCGCCGUGGGAGUUGGGGGGGGGCGAUCACUGGCCUUGCGAGUUGCAGAACCGAUUCCCCGCUGCAAGACCACCGUCCUGAGGGGUUGUUCAGCGGGGUACUGCGCCUUUGCUGUCACAACCGCAGCACGCCGCACAUGCCUUACAGAUUUAUGAAGGUUAAUGUCGGGGGUGAGUAGAAACCGGGGGAGCCCUUCUAGGGGGGGUCCCCCGGUUCAUGGUGCUGCUUUCACAUGGGUGAGGCAUAAGGGUCCCUCCUGGGGGAUCCGCUAUAGCCCCUGUGUCAAAUUGGCUAGCGGUGAGCUGAACUAAGCAUUCAUGUAAGGUUACAGCAUGUUUUGGUGACAUGGCCAGUAUAAAUAUAAUCAGUAGCUCCGGCGCCAUUACAGGGGUCAGAGCUACAUCUGAGCGGGCUCCACUGCAUUUUGGUGCCUUCCUCUGCAGCAGCAGCCUCAUGCAGCUCCUCUGGACUCUGACACACGCUGGAUCACUGGUACUGGGUGUAGUUUAGGGGAUGAGCCGUUAUUUGUGCACAUUACUUAUUCCUAAAGAGGAAACCGUUGUAAACAAUCAGUUUUUGAUGAUUUAAAAACGCUGACAGCCUCACUGGGGCUCUCUGGCGUUGGUGUGCUGGUGCAUUCUCUUCCUCUCACAUGCAAUAGGGCAGGCUUGCAUUGAACAAUGGUCUGUGUUGUAUGUGUAUUGUUGUGUGUUACUUUUCAUCAUGGUAAACACAAGUUGCUGUAUGCAGUGUGUGUAACACCAGAUUUCCCCCACUCUGAGCUGGUUCCAUUUUAUGUGAGCAGUGUAGUCAGUCCUCACAGAACGUAGGGAGGGUCACGAGCCUUCCUGGCUGGGUGCAAUCAAAACUAUGAUGUCUGAUAUGUCAUCUCAGCUCACUGCAAAUGCCCACAAAACACAAGAACUGCAACAAGCAGUAGCAUAUCUAUCUGCCAUUGCUGAUGUUCCUUAUCCCUCUAUCUACUGCAGGUCCACAUAAACGUGCUUUACCUGCACUUCUAUCAGAUACGGAUGAUGAUAUACAGGAUGACGUUGAUUCCAUAAGUGGGGAUUCCACUCCUACACAGGAUAUUGAACCCCUCAUUUUAGCUAUAAGGGAUGUGCUGAAGCUCCCUCAAGACAAACUGGCUACACAUUUCUUGACUCUAAAGAAUUAGAUGAUUUAUUUAAGCUAGUCUGAAAAAAUCCAGAUAAGAAAUAUCAGGUGUCAAAAUGUUUUUUGCAUACAUUCCCCUUUGCCCAGGAGGGCAGAAAGUUCUGGGAAGAAUCUCCGGCUGUAGACGUCUGUCUCUCGCCUCUCUUAGAAGGCGGUACUCCCGGCUCCGGGCUCCUUUACAGCAAAGGACUCGGGGGAUAGAAAAAUUGAGACCACACUGAAAUCUAUCUACAUUGCUGCAGGUGUAUCUCAAAGACCGGUCAUUGCAGUACGGAUGGUGUAAUGGUUAGCAUUACUGCCUCACAGCACUGAGGUCAUGGGUUCAAUUCCCACCAUGGCCCUAACUGUGUGGAGUUUGUAUAUUCUCCCAGUACUCGCGUGGGUUUCCUCCCACAAUCCCAAAAAUAUACAUGUAGGUUAAUUGGCUCCCAACAAAAUUAAGCCUAAUGUGAAUGUGUGUGUGUGUGUGUACAUGUGGCAGGGAAUAUAGAUUGUAAGCACCACUGGGGCAGGGACUGAUGCGAAUGGCCAAAAUAUUCUCUGUAAAAGCGCUGUGGAAUAUGUGUGCGCUAUAUAAAAUAACUGGUAAUAAAUAUAAUACAUAAAUAAUUGCAGGUUGCUGGAUGACACAUGCAAUUCAUUCCUGGGCUACUCAAAUUCAGGAGGGUCUCUCGGGUGACAUCACCCUGGUUACUACGGUAACUUCCCUAAAACACAUUCAGGACAAGAGUUCUCUGUGACUCCAUAAAAGAGACUGGCAAUAUAAAUGCAAGGACCACUGCUAUGGAUUGCAGACGCUGACUCAAAACGCAAUGUGGAAUCUAUUCCCUUAACAGGUGAAUGGCUCUUUGGAGGCGAAUUGGGCGCAUGGAUCUCCAAAGUUACUGCUGGGAAAUCCACGUUUCUUCCCCCGGGGCUCCGCCUGCUAAACGUACCUACCCGGGACUGUCUACUCAGUCCUUUCACUCCACCAGAUUUCAAUCUAGGGCCAGAGGUAUGCAGCUAAAGGCACCAGAGGUAAACCUAAGAAAUCAGCCGUUGCUGGCUCUCAGAAACAGAGCACCAGUUCAGCUUCCGCAAAAUCCUCAGUAUGACGGUGCCCACCCACUCCGGGAGGAUCUCGAGGUGAGAGCUUGGUUACGUCACUUCAGCCACAUCUGGGAAAGUACCUGCCAGGGCACCUGGGUAAGGGACCUUUUUUCUCAGGGUUACAAGCUGGAGUUCGACGGUGCUCCUCCCCAACAAUUUUUCUAAUCCAGCAGUGGAAAAUAUGUGUGUUACGCUACUACUGGCUAUCACAAAGUUAGUCCAGUCCCAAGUCAUUGUUCCAGUACCCCUGCUACAGCAAGGAUAAGCUUACUACUCCAGUCUGUUCAUAGUGCCAUAACCAGACGGGUCUGUGAGGCCCAUUUUGAAUCUGAAGUCCUUGAAUCCUUACCUAAAGGUUUUCAGAUUCAAGAUGGAAACUUUGAGAGCAGUGAUCGCAGGCCUAGAACAACAGGAAUUCCUAGUGUCCCUGGUGGUCUGCCCAAGAGGCCCUACUUCCGAUCAACAUCCUGGAACUUUGGGCUAUCUACAAUGCUCUGAUUCAGUCCUCCCUUCUCCGGGAUCAGGCAAUUCAGGUACAGUUGGACAAUGCCACAGCUGUGGCGUACAUCAAUCGACAAGGAGGGACAAAAAACCGGGCCUGCAUGCGAGAAGUAUCAAGAAUACUCCUCUGGGCGGAAAGAAAUGCAAGAGCACUGCCUGCAAUAUUCAUUCCAGGAGUGGACAACUGGGAAGCAGACUUCCUGAGUCGCCAUGAUCUCCACCCAGGGGAGUGGGGCCAACACGCAGAGGCGUUACUUACUUGCAAAACACCUGGUUCAACCGAAGGUGAAAAGGGGCGUGACUUCGUGGCAGGUGCGUGGCUUCACGUCCUUACCCCGUUUUCGGCACAUUGUGUGGCCGGGGGACGCGUGCUUCCCCCGGAUACUGAUGCAUCUGCGGUGCUGGCUUCUGCACUGUGACAGGAGCUGGGUUGCAGCACGUUAUUAUCUAGUGCAGCACCCGGCUCCUGCCACUGAGCAGGACCCGGUACUUUGCUGUCACCCCUCGGAGGGUAACACCUGGUUGCAGACCACACCCACCUUGUGACGCCAGUGCCUACACCCUCAGGUGUUUCAACAGAUCAUCGACAGGUGGGGUUGCCCCCAGAUCGACAUGAUGGCGUCUCAUCUCAACAAGAUACUUCGCUGCUAUUGCUCGUGAACCAGAGACCCUCAGGCGUGCGCAGUGGAUGCACUGACGUUGCCUUGGCCUUACCAGCUGGUCUACGUAUUUCCUCCGAUUCCAUUGAUCCCAAAGGUACUCGAGGAUCCGGCAUCACGGAGUACAAGCAAUUCUGCUUGCCCCAGAGAGUGUGGUACGUGGAUCUUCUGGGCAUGUCCAUAGUAGACCCUUGGCCUCUGCCAGUAAGAAGGGAUCUUCAGCAGGGUCCGUUCGUGUGCUCGGACUUACGGCGGCUUCGUUUGAUGGCAUGGAAGUUCAGCGGAACAUCCUAGCUCACAAGGGACUUUCCAAAAAGGUCAUUGCCACUAUGGUCCAAGCCAGGAAACCUGUGACGUCAAAACACUAUCAUCAUAUCUGGUGGAGAUAUGUCUCCUGGUGUGAGGAAUGCUUAUACAUUUUCUGCAUUCCACUUGGGAAGAUUCCUUCAUUUCCUGCAGGCUGGAGUGGAUAAAGGCUUACAUCUGGGAUUCAUUAAGUUCCAGAUUUCAGCUCUUUCAAUCUUCUUCUUCCAAAAGAAGUUGGCUAUGUUGCCUGAAGUUCAGACCUUCUUGCAAGGGGUGCUUCACAUACAACCUCCGUUUGUGCCACCUACAGCACCUUGGGAUUUGGAUGUGGUGUUAAGAUUUCUGCAGUCCUCCUGGUUUGAACCUCUGAUGAUGGUGGAAGACAAGUACCUUCUGCUAGGCGUGUCUCGGAAUUGGGGGACUUAUCGUGUAAAAGUCCUUACUUGGUCUUUUACGAGAACAGCGGAGCUCAGGACUAGACAGCAGCUCCUGCCGAAGGUAGUCUCUGUGUUUCACUUGAAUCGAACUAUUGUGAACCCAUCCAGUUCUGGCACGUCUGCCCCUCUGGAGGCAAUGGAUGUGGUGCGAGCCUUGAAGAUCUAUGUCAAGAGGACGGCUCGGAUCAGAAAAACGGAUUCCUUGUUCGUGCUGUAGGAUGCACAGAAAAAGGGUUGCCCUGCUUCUAAGCAGUCCAUUGCUCGUUAGCUUUGGCUUACUAUCCAUCAGGCCUAUGUGUCGGCAGCCUUACCUGCUCCACAGUUUCUGAAGGCCCACUCUACAAGAUCGGUGGGGUCUUCCUGGGCAGCGGCCCGUGGAGUCUCGGCCCUGCAACUCUGCCGAGCGGCUUCCUGGUUGGGGAGGAACAUCUUUGUGAAGUUCUACAAGUUCGAUACCCUGGCCAAAGAGGAUACCCAGUUUGGGCAUGUUCCCGCCCAUUCUGAAAGCUUAGGGACAUCCCCAUCGUACUAAUGUGUCCCCAGUAUCCCUUAUGGAUGCUAGAAAAAAUAGGAUUUUAAAUACCUAUCUGUAAAUCCUUUUCUCAUAGUCCAUAAGGGAUAUUGGGCGCCCUCCUCUGUAUGGUGACUUUUCCUGCAGGUUCUCUGUUAUGUGUUACCUGUUCAGCUGUUGCUGUUUAUGUUGCCAGGUGUUGCUGGCCAGUCUAUGUUAUGGUGUACUGGUGUGUAAAACCGACCACACUUAUUGUUAUGUUCCUUCUCUCACGUAUGUAAUUUCUCCUUCGGGCACUGUUUUACCUAUAACUGCCUGUAGGAGGUAGCAUAGAGGGGAGGAGCCAGCACACGCAGUUGAAGAAAUGUAAAGUGUCCUGGCUCCUUAGGACCCAGUCUAUACCCAUCGUACUAAUGUUUCCCUAAUAUCACUUAUGGACUACGAGAAAAGGAUUUACCGGUAGGUAUUUAAAAUCCUAUUUUACCCUUCACAUAAACAAUAUAACCCACCAAAAUCUAACUCUCUCUGCACAUGUUACAUCUGACCCACCUGCAGUGCACAAGGUUUUGCCCAUUAGAGAAAGAUUUUGAAAACCCCCAUUGCAGAAAUUGUGAAUGCAUCGCAAUAUGCGGGCUAAUCACAAAACCGUAUGCAAUUAUCGGAACAUCGUAGAUUUUUCCUAUCUACGCCAGGCAAGGUCAUACACAAUUCUUGCGAAACAAACGCUGGAAGUGGUCAUCACUGACGUCAGAGGCCCUCCUUAAAAGCGCCUGGGCACGCUUGCAUUUUUUCAGACACAGCCAGAAAACAGGUUUCCGCUCAGAAAUGCCAACUUCCUGUUAGUCAAACAGCAGCUGCGUUGCGCUCACGAUCUGUACAUCAUUUCUGUCACUUUGCUAAUGCAUGCGCAGUCGUUCCAUAAUCGGCCAGAUUGCGAUUAGCAGAUUUUACAAUCCUUACUGAAUAAGGUUCAUAGGCUCCAGCGCUCAUGAAAUUUAGCUCCGCCCUCCUCAAUAUCUACUAGGUCUGAUCUUCUGUCAGAGUAUAAAAUAGUAAUUCCUGGGUAACAUUACUCAAUGUAGGGGUUUGCUUGGAGAUCCAUUUUUGUAAUACAGCCUUUUAAUACAUGCGGCAAACUUUCCUCAGCAAUACUUGAUUAAUAAGCUCCAGUUCCAUAGAAUUUCAUGGAUAUAAACAGUGACAGAUAGCUUUACCUAUCGCAGGCAGUAAGAACGCAGUGUUCAGUUAGUGAAUGGUCAGCCAGCGGUAUGCUGCUACCUCACGCUCACAUUAGUUAUUCUCACCAGCUGUAUCUAUAGCCGUCCUGGAUAUAAAGUCUCCUAUGCUCCAUUGAGCUGCUCGGGUGUAGGGGUGUGUAGCAAGUACUUUGCAAUAUGCAGCGGGAGGGAGGCCGCAGCUCACGUACUCCUGUCUGUCUCCGUGCUGUAUGGUGGCAAUUGGCAAAAGGAGUGCAGUAGAUGAGGGAGGGUGCCGUCUGUCCUUAUCCUUAAUGCGUUUCUCCGCCGUUCCGAUCUGGUGGUUUCUUCUGAAGGAAUGGUAAUAGUGUGCACUCCAGGUAGUCACCUUUUUAAAGGCAUCAGUGUCCAAUCAAAUGUCUCAGUUCAUUAUUAAGGUGAUGCUCACACCUGGAGAAUGUAUUCAAAAGCAACUCACAUGUGGAGGUGAUUAAUAUCCAUUUAAUAUAAAGUAAAUCUUAUUAUAGAAAUAGUAUUAUAAACAUGGCAUCAUUGAGAAAUUGCUAGUUUAAUAAGCAACGUAUAUAAAAAGCAUACUUCUAUAUAUCUUCAUUGUUGAUUCAUAUAGAUAGAUAGAUAUAAUAAUCUUUAACAUUCAGUUCCAGCAACUAAAGUCCUCUAUAUGCUAAAUAGCCUAGUUGGUUAAAACGCUGGUAAUACUGACCAUAGAGGUCCGCAGUCGAUCCCCCUGUGGGGAUUUGGUAAAUAAUUUUUUCUUUCAUCAAAUUAUAUGUUCUUCAUAUCCUCCAUUAUAUAAAUAGCUUAUCUGGUCAAGUAUCAUCAUUUAUUCAAAUCAUUGGUGCAUCAAAUACAAAUGUAAUAUUUCAUGAACACAUUACAGCUAUCUAGUUUGACUUUUUCUUUUUCAACUUUAACAUUAAAUUACAAGAUCAUAAUUCUUCAGUGGGCUAAAUAGCCUAGUGGACUAAAGCGCUAUUACAAUGCGCAGUAAGACCCGGGUUCAAUCCUCCAGCGAUACUCCAACUUUUCUUCAGAAAAUAAAAUUACUCAAUCUUUAAUACUCAUUGGUCAUCUAUUAUUCAUAACUUCCACCACUUUAAGAGCAAAUAUAUAUAUAUAUAUAUAUAUAUAUAUAUGUAAUGUUCCAUAAUAAUCAUUUAUUUUUAUUUAGCUAGCUAUUGAUACCUUAUAUUCCAUACUCAGAGCGAUGGAUGUUAUGGUUUCCAAACAAAUUCUGUGAAAGAGAAAGAAAGGGGGAGGGAAAGGUUUUGAUAUCUGGAUGUCACACAAAUUAGAUGUUGUUCAUCUCAGUUGUGUCAUUGAGACCUACAGGGGACAUGGUAUGUACAGAAAAUAUCCAGAGAGCUUCCCUUUUACAUAGCUGAUUGAAUCUGUUUCCUCCUCUGUCUGUUCUUUCUGUCUGUUCUAUACCCUGCACUGAUAAAACAUUAACACCCCCUUUAUGCUUAAAGUUUACGUGACGUGAUAAGCUAUGUGUUAUUUCCACAUGUAGAACAUUACGUCUGUGUUAAAUGAACCUCAGAUUCAGUGUGCUGGUUCUUCCUAUAUACUGUGCCCCGCAUACACAAGUGAUUAAAUAAACAACUAACGAACUCUGACAUUUGAUGAUGUUUUUGAUCUUAACUAGAGUCAAAUCCAGCGCUUCUGUUCAAAAUGUGGCUACACGUAAUACAUUUGGUCUUACCACAGUUAUAACAUCCUUUAAUGAUAGUACGAGAACUUAUCCAGCUAUUCAUAGUAGCAGGAUUUUUUAAAGAAGUUGAUCCUUUAAAGCAGAGCUGGCCAAACCGGUCCUAGAGGUCUACCAACAGUUCAUGUUUUCCAGGCCUCUCGGAGAUCUGUAGAAUUGUCAGUUAGGAAUGAAUGCAGCACAUCCUAAUUAGUAAUGACUACACCUGUGCACCAGCUAGGUGGUCUGGAAAAUGUGAACUGUUGGUAGAUCUCGAGGACUGGUUUGGCCAGCCCUGCUUUAAAGUGACUUGGAGCCAGUAAAUUCUUAAGAUUACUUGUUUUUUGGAAAAUAAUUCUUAGUUGUUCUUCUAUGCAGUUCACAAGCACAUUAUCAUGUUUUAAUAAAUAUUUUUUUUUUUUAUAAUUCAUUUGAUUGUGUAUUAAAUUUGAGAUAAAAAUAGGGCCUAAGUUUUUGCAUUUUGGAUACAGAAUAAAUUAUUAUGUUUUGUAUUUAGAGCUCAUUUAAUUCUUUUUUCAAAAGGCCUCUUGGAUAGCCCUGUGCAACAAAUGCCUCUGUCAGGUCAUGAACUUGUUGUAUAAAUUGUGUAUCUUUUGAACAAUUAUGCCUGAUUCUUAGGUAUUGGCUCUUUGGAGUGUUCAAUAGCCAGGGUUUGUAACGACAGCUAUUAAAGUUAAGAAACUUACUGGAAUCGACAUAUUUUUUGUGUGUGUAGAUAACCAAACUGUUCCCUUCUACUUGGAGGGCAAUGUCCAAGAAUCUAAUUCUUGUGGGGUGCUUAGUGUUCAUAAAUGUCAAACCAAAAGUGUUGUCAUUUAAAUAAUGAAUAAAUGAUUGUGUGGAAAACCCAUCACCUUCCCAAAUAAAGAACAUGUCAUCAAUGUACCGACCAUAGAUCAUCAGGUUCGCCCCAAAGGGUCCCUCCCAGACGUAAGUCUGUGAAAGGGUCCCAUAUAUAGAUUUGCAAUACUUGGGGUGAAUCUGGUGCCCAUGGCGCUACCAUGCUUCUGUAAAUACAAUUUGGAAUCAAAAGUGAAAAAUAGUUAUGUGUGAAUAUAAAUUGAAUGGAAUAAAGUUACACUGUGCUAAAGUAAAAA